Cetraspora pellucida is the source of this 504-nucleotide messenger RNA. NCBI's taxonomy places the organism in Eukaryota, Fungi, Glomeromycota, Glomeromycetes, Diversisporales, Gigasporaceae. The record is from the annotation of a GenBank genome assembly.
AUGAAGUGUUAUGCUAUUAUCUUUUUAAUUUUCUUAAUCUUAUCAUCUCCUAUCACGGCCGUUCCCACUGCUAAGUAUGAUAGGAUCAAAGCAGUCAAUUAUGCCAAUAAAUAUUGUCAAAAUCCGAACCCUUCAUAUGAAGUAUUAUCAGGUGCCGAUUGUACUAAUUUUGCUUCGCAAGUCUUAUUUAAUGGAGGUAUUCCUUACGAUACCAAUAAAAUUUGGCAACCUUAUACAGGAGCAUGGAUUAAUGUAAUAAGCUUUUAUAAUUAUCUCAAAAAGGAUUAUCUAGCAAAAGAUUGUAAGUUAACUGAGUUGAAACCAGGAGAUUUUAUACAAUAUCGUAAUUCAACAUCUCAUGUAUGGGAUCAUACAGUAGUGGUCGUUAAAGGAGGCGCAGAUCCUACAGUAGAUUAUCAUAGUAGUAACAGAUGUAAUGUAAAACAUAGUGGAGUUUUAAGUUUUGGUAAAGAUAUGUUUAGAGGAGUUUGUAUUACCAAAUAA